CCAAAGCAUAUUUAAUAUCUGUUUCAAAAGGGGCAUUUGGUGAAAUUUGGGGGGAAAAUAAAAGAUACUCGAGGAAGAAGUAAUAAAGUAAAAAGGUCCAAUGGAGGAGACAACCAACGUAAUUAUAUCUCGUGCGUCCAGAAAGAUACAGUAUUGUGUCAUCGUCUAGAGAGAACUAGUCAUGAAUUGGUGAUAAAAGCAAGCCAAAAUUGACAUAUCGAAUGAAAGAAAGCACACCAAACAUGUGAGUGCCAAUGGUGAUAUAUCGCUACUUAUAUGGAUGAACACGUUCAGAUAUGGAGCGCUGCGGUUUUUCUCGGCUUCUCAUCUAUCAUUGCGCAAGCUCUCCUUGGUCUUGUAUAUUCAAGAAAAAAAAGCAGCAUGCGUGCUUGUCAGUGAAUGUCAUUUAUGCUCAUGCAUGAGACCACAUGGAACUAGGUCAUAUUGCUGUGGUAACCACGCUUAUAAUGAACAUGUUCAUCGAUAGAUCGCUUCUUCAAGAUACGACAACUUGUUUCUGCGUUUCAAUUUUCUUCUGUACAUACGUGGCUAUUUACAAGUGUAUUCAUGUUUCAUUCUUCACCGUCUACGGGUUCGGUAUAAUCAUAUGGGAUGGUGGGGUCGUCUUCUUCUUGCUGUUGUUCGAUUGGGUCUCCUGUAUCAGCGUGUCUGUCCACGUUAUUGAUGGCUGCGGCAGACCCGGUGGUCGUGUCUCUUGCUAAAGAGUCUCCAUUAGCGACCUCGGAGACUUCAGUCACAAUACCAUUCGUGUUCUAACAAAUGGUCAUUUGGGGAUAAGCUGUUUUCGUUCGUUGGUGUUCACUUCACGAUAACGCCUGUUUACCUCUGAUGUAGGAGAAGAGGGAGAUGAGUCGGACCAUGGCGAAGCGUUUAAUGGCCCGCGAAGAAUGGCGGUCAAAAUACGAGGUCGUUGACCUUGUAGAAAGCGAUCUCGAAUAGCGUAAAUACGUUCCAAAGAUUCGAAUGCAUCAUUGGUGUCGGCCAUGCUUCAUAUCCUUGUCUUUCCCUGAUCAACUCUGCAAGAUGAACGAACAAAUUGGGGGUUUUUUCUUACUCUGUUUCCCUUUUUGAACCCCAGCUCGGUAAUUUUUGGGUUGCACUGAAAAGCAGGAACUUGUGAUGUGUCAAAAUACUAAAUUGGCAGCAGGCAAAUCCUCAUUGACAGAUGACGUCCAACAUGUCAAAAUUAUGUAAUUUCUG
Messenger RNA from Radiomyces spectabilis, 1221 nucleotides. RefSeq lists its product as uncharacterized. The coding region runs from base 429 to 722 and encodes 97 amino acids. The record is from RefSeq and is a predicted model, not a curated record. The transcript has a single exon. NCBI's taxonomy places the organism in Eukaryota, Fungi, Mucoromycota, Mucoromycetes, Mucorales, Radiomycetaceae.